CCUUCUUCUGCAAUAGAUUUCUGCAUGUCCCGUAACCCUAUUCUGAAUCUGCACUUCAGAACGAGUUCGCGCCCGUCCAUCUUUACUCUGCAGGUUCUAUAGCGAUCGGUCUCCUUCUAUCGCCAAUCUGGAGCACAAGAGGAGAUUGUUGUGCUGAAUUUUCCAUUGAUCCACGUCGUAGUUUUGUGAUUUUCAUUUCUCAUUACCGCCUUUUACGAUGGCAGACAAGGAGGAGGUGAUGGCUGAUGCGUCCGCCGUGGAGGAGGCCCCUGCGCCGGGAGAGCCUAUGGACAUUCUCACCGGGCUGCAGAUGGUGUUGAAGAAGGCGCUGGCGCACGACGGACUCGCCAAGGGGUUGCACGAGAGCGCCAAAGCCAUUGAGAAGCACGCCGCGCAGAUGUGCGUGCUGGCGGAAGAUUGCAACCAGCCUGAUUACACGAAGCUGGUGCAGGCGCUCUGUCAGGAGCACAAUGUAAACCUGGUCUCGGUCCCCAGCGCUAAGAAGCUCGGCGAGUGGGCGGGUCUGUGUAAGAUCGAUUCCGAGGGGAAGGCGCGGAAGGUUGUGGGAUGUUCCUGCGUCGUUGUGAAGGAUUACGGGGAGGAAACCGAGGGCUUGAACGUCGUGAGAGAGUAUUUCAAAAACCAGUAGUAGGGCUUAAUUUUGUUUUGUUUUAUUUCCCCGCGAAGGUGACAAUAGCUGCCAACCCAUUUAAUUGUUCAUUCUAGCAUGUAUUGUCCUAGAAUCAGAUCUGGUUCCCUCGCUCUCUCUCAUGCUUCGCCGGUUCUUUCUUAAUUACGCAAUUCUCUCUGAUCUGCUUGUGGAAACACUGUGAAUUGCAUUGCUAGUCCUUUCUACGAGUGCGUGGAUUGAUUUGGGGUUUCUUCUGAAACUGUUUGUUUUGUUUGUUUUUAGUUUUAAAAAUCUGAGUCAAGGUUUGGGGACCAAUUUCGAGGUUUAGGGUUGUGGACAAUUGAUCCAUAGAAGUUCGAUACAUUGGAAUCGGUUCUUUUUAUGGACCACCUGUUUCGACAAUAGAAAACCAUCUUUAGUUAA
Molecule: messenger RNA, 1054 nt
Organism: Physcomitrium patens
Lineage: Eukaryota; Viridiplantae; Streptophyta; Bryopsida; Funariales; Funariaceae
Product: small ribosomal subunit protein eS12
Biological process (GO): translation
Cellular component (GO): ribosome
Molecular function (GO): structural constituent of ribosome
Source: RefSeq, a predicted model, not a curated record